UGGUUGUUAUUUGUUUACUUCAAAACGGACGGCGGAAACGCAAAUUGGAGUAAAAACCCGAUUUUUGUUGUAUUAUAUAAAAUAAUACACACAUUGUGUUGAACACAAUGGAUGCAGAAAUUGAAUUUUUGCGAGAUCAAGUCCACAGGUUAAAUUCUGCUCUUAGCCGCUAUCAGCUGGGGGUCACAUCGUCUCAGCUGGAUGAGGCACAGCAGACAGAGUCUCCUCCACCCUGGCUGUCAGACAGAGGGAUAAUGGCUCCUCUCAUAGCAGAGUAUGACCAUCACAUGGACGAAAUGACUGAAAAGCUUCAGAAAUAUCAGGAGACGAUGACAGAUGUCAGACUGAAGCUGGAAAAGGUUGUGGAGGAAAAUGAAAGGUUGCACACAGAGCUGAGGGAGUCUAUUGAGAAGCAGCUCCACUCCCUGCCUGUGGGCUCAGAAGCAGUGGGCAGCGCAGCAGAAGACACAACCAUCCUUAAAAACCUGCAGGAGCAAGUUCAACUGUCUGAACAGGAGCGGAAACAGGCCAUGGAGCUGUGGCACACGACGGCCCAGGAGCUGGACCGCCUACAGCAGGUCUACCAGAGGGCCCUCUCUGACGGGCAGCUCCACAACGCUCAGAGACAGCAGCUCAAGGAUCGCCUUGUUCAGUUCCAGCAGCACUCUGACAAACUCCAAGCGGCCAAUCAGAAGCUGGAAUCUACGAACCAGCAGCUCCUGAAGACGGUGACAGAGCAGAGCACAGAAAUGGAGGAGCUGCACUGCCAGCUCAGGCAGGCUAAAGCUGAACUCAGGACGGCCACGGCCAGCGUGGACGAGAUGACCAAAUUUUUAGAGAAUCUCCAGGAACAGAUGAAAAGAAAAGAGGAGGACAUGGCUGAGGCUCAGGCCAGAGAGGAAGUAGCAGACAGACGACUCCAGCAGCUUCAGACAUCACUGAGCCAACUGGAAACCCGGCUAAAGGCUGCAUCUCUGGAGACGGAGGCAGUUCGUCGAGAGCAAGCUGUGUGGGAGACAAAGGUGGGGGAACUCCAGGCGCGUUGCACCACCCUGGAAGAGGAAAAGUUCGAGGCUCUGUCCAAAGUCAGAGAGAAUGUUCAAGUAGCUGAAGAGGCUGUAUUGCAGAAGGAGCAGUCCCUAUUAAGAGAGAAACAGAAGACAGAGGAGCUUGAAAAGACAACGCAUGCCAUCAAGCUCUUGAUCCAGGAGGCUGCAGUCCGAACAAGGAAAGAGGUGGAAAACGUGCGCAAGCAGUGCAACAUCCAAAUCCAUCGGAUGGCAGAAGAACUGUCUGCACUGCAGCUGGAGUGUGCAGAUAAAGAGGCUCAGAUCGAAAGAUCCCAGCGCGAGAGGAAAGCUGUAGAAGAAGAACUGGAGAAGGUGUAUAAGGAAGGCAGGGCGGAGCCGGAGUUCAAGAAGAUCGAGGCCCUUCAUCAGAGGUGUCUAAAUGCAGAGAGGAUGAAGGACGACGCUAACCUCACUCUCCAAAGCACUCAGAAGAAGCUGAAAAAGAUGGAGAUGGAUUACAGCGAGGAAGUGUCACGGUGUCAGGAGGAGGUGCGGCGGCUGCAGGACUUGCUGGCUGCGGCUCGGAGCGACUGCGUCGGUGUCAGCGACGAGCGGCUUCAGCUGCAGCAGGAGAACACGCGGCUGCGCAAGGAGAUGGAUGACCUGCGCAAGGCCAGCAUGCAGAUCCAAAGAAAUGCCAAGCAUAAAGUCUCCGAGAUGGAGCAAGCAUGCAGCCUCAAAGAGCAGGGACUUGACGCGCGGGUGAAGGAACUGGAGGAAAGGAGCCGAAGCUCCAGUGCCGAUCUGACACGCCUCCUUGCAGCACAGCAGAAAAGCACUCAACGGUGGAAGGAAGAGGCCAAGAACCUAGCGCAGGCCUUUGAAAGUAAAAUCACAGCUCUCAAGGCAGAACUGAAACGGCAGAGACAACGCUCGCUUGAGUUGGAGAUCCAGCUCCAAACAGACCAUAACACAAUAUCUGAGUAUGAGAAACAGCUUGCAGAAUAUCAAGAGAAGACAAGUCGUCUCCAGAGAAGACUGACACAAGCUGAACAGAAGGCAACUACAGCUUCGCAUCAGCUGAAUAUGUUCGCAUCACAGCGAAGGAAACCUGCCACAGUGGAUCCAGGGACUCAAUGACAGUUGGCCAUAACUUUGGAAAAAUAUUAAUAUAGCCUUACGUUUUGAUAACUCUUUCUUAGAUUCACAUAGUUUGGGUAGUUGCUGCGUUUCCUGAGGCAUUUAAUAGCAUAUUUUCUAAGAAGGAAUUGUAUAUGUUUCAGUAAAUGAAUAAAAAAUGAGAAAACCAG
This is a messenger RNA of Gambusia affinis (western mosquitofish), 2320 nucleotides long. RefSeq names its product sodium channel and clathrin linker 1 (gene sclt1). Lineage: Eukaryota; Metazoa; Chordata; Actinopteri; Cyprinodontiformes; Poeciliidae. Gene Ontology annotation, biological process: cilium assembly; clustering of voltage-gated sodium channels. Bases 108 to 2150 code for a protein of 680 amino acids. Gene Ontology annotation, cellular component: centriole. The transcript is spliced from 22 exons. The record is from RefSeq and is a predicted model, not a curated record.